GAAGAAGCAGUCCAACCCGAGAGCAGGCACGAAUUGACGUGCGCCUAUCCGCAUUUCUUGCCCAGCUGAUACACGUCGCCUGGACACAGUUUACCAACAAUGCAGUUCCGUCGAAAAAGUAGCGUUGGCCAGGCAGACGACACGCAUCGCGGAGGCGGCGCCAACCGACACCCAGAUGAGGCCCCCCGAGCAAACGGGAUAGCAGCCAGGCUAGCUGCGGGCUCGGCAUCACGGUCACCAGGGGCAACUACGGCCAUCAGGCCGGCUGGAACGUUCAACAACGCCCGCGAGGUACUCGAGUGGCUCGGCGUUCACCACGAAUCGCCGGACGCGCAGCGCUACGACUGUUACGCUGGCGGCCUUCAUCCCGGCAUUCCUGCAUCGCCACUGGCAGCUGGCCGCGACUUACAGCCACACUACGACGCAAAGCACGCCGGCUACGUACGUCGUCAAAGCUACGCUGGCAAGAGCCAUCCGCCUUACAACACUGCCGUCCGCACUGCCGAAGGCCAAGGUGACCAUCACGGUGACCAUCACGGCACUUUAUUCUCGUGGAUACCCAAAAUCUUCGAGGCGCCUGACGAGCAGGCAAGGCAGGCGGGGCAACCCGUGCCACCGCACGAUGCCACGGCAUUUCCGCUCCCCACUGCCGGGAACGUACAACCGAGUGUGUCGUCGCCUAGCAGCAUCAUUUACGGCUCUGAUUCAAGCAGCUUCUCAAUAAGCACGCCCCGGGUUGAUGGCUGUUCUUGUGAGGCUCGGUCAUUAUGCUGCGUCAUUUUCGGAAUGCUCCUGAUGCCCGCCUGUCUCUUUGCGCUGUCCUAUUUCUUCACGCCGAAAGACGUCGUUGCUAUGCCUCCGGUUACCAAGCCUAAAGGUUCUACCUCCUUUACGGCGAUGACGUUGCCAAACAUAUUUUCGGAGCAUGCCGCACCAUCCACGGCUGACCCAUGGGCAGGCGUUCCACCUCACUGCCGAGAGAGCAAGGCAAUUAACACCAAUAUUAGUGAACUCAGCUUAACGGCUUACAAACCUUUCGGACACCAAGCUUCGCAGAGAGUUUUCUGCCUCUACAACAACUCUCGCUUCCUAAGGGAUCAUUUGUUCGACUUCGUGCCGGAGAAUUUACCACUGAGCUACUGCAGCUACAUCGUGUACUGGUCGGUGGCCAUUGCGAACGCCACCGUUUCGAGUCGCGCCCAGCGGUUCGACGCUGCGUACGGUCUCUGGAAGCUCCGACAGGUCUUGAACAAACACCAACUCUCACAGAGGGUCGGCGUGCUCAUGGCCCUGGGCGGCUACCCCGAGGACAGCGCGCAUUUCUCCCGAUUGGGCAGAGACCCUUCGGCUAUGGCACGCUUCGUGACGAGUGUUAUUCAAACAAUCAACACUCACCGACUAGACGGAUUGACCAUUCACUGGGUGGCUCCACAUGUCACUUGCCAGACUGUCAAAGAUGACAUAACUAUGCCAGCCCUCGUCGACAAGUUUCGCGAAGCAUACUGGCUCAAUGGCUGGGUCAGCCCAGCAAAGCUGAUCACUGCCAUCUUACCUGUUGACCAGCGGUUUGCCAGUAGUACGUUAACCAGCGUCGUGGACCAGCUUGAUUUUGCCUUUUUCGAGACGCAUCUUAUUCGACCGACCGCGAGUACGUUUGAGCUGUGCAGUGAGGUGGCGGCGAAAGCGGCCGGGUUCCUGGAGAUAAUGUCAAGGUUUGUCCGCCUAGAAGACAGGAUCUGUGCCGGCGUCAGUAUGACGCCAUGGAUCCUCGACCUUCGAGGUCACCCUACUCUGGCCUCCAGAGCUUCGAACUUCACGGCCAUUCCGGGCACCGCUCCGUGGUUUGAAAUUUGCAGCGUCAUUGAAAUGUGCGUAGACACCACGGUGCAAAAAUGCAACCUAAUCAGGAUACCUUCACCUGUCUCGAGCACUGCGACUCCCUUGACCGCAUCCAGCGCCACUAGCGACGUCACCUCCGAUGCGACCAUGGACAUGAAUAGCACAGUCGACGUCAACAACACCAUGGACAUGAACACCACAAUGGACAUGAACACCACAACGGACACAAACGCCGCGAUGGAUGUGAACACCACGAUGGACAUGAGCAGCACCGUCUCAGCGAGCGCAAGGAGUUUCGAGCCGGUUGCGAUCGUGUUCCACACAAAUAUUACGCUCUCCCAUAUAUUUUUUCACGGCCUUCUGAGACCCGUAACAUACUGCGUACUUCUCUACGACUUGGACAUGGACAAUUAUGAAGAAACGUGUCCGGGCGCGGGCGUAGAGCGUGUGGCUCUGACGCAAUUCCACGAUGCUGUUAGCAUACCGUCCGUGAACUGGCUGCGCACGGCUUUUCCUCCAUGCUGACGGGAUAUUCACCGACGGUGUUGCUUCAUAUCCUUACCUACACCUAAUUAUAGUGUUUGUCUCUAUAGCGUUCUUUGAAGCGGGUGAACAUAUAGUACUGUUUUCUGUUUCUUUGCAGCGCAUGCGUAACAGACCGCAUGAAAGGACGUGGAACAAUUGCAUAAACAUUUUCAUUCACGGAAUGCUUAUAUGUCGAAUAAAAUUAGAUCUACGUGAAAAAAAAAAAACUUCAGGCACAGGACGUGCCGCGUGUCUCGAGUAAACGGCUUUCUCCGUUAUCCAGGACCGUCCGAAUUGAGGAUUUUAGAAGCCGGAAAUUCAUGUCGACUGCGUCAGUGGAAAUUGGCUUUCUGGUUUCGAAAAUACGCGCCUUAUUCUUUACAUAUGCGCUCAUU
Molecule: messenger RNA, 2759 nt
Organism: Dermacentor albipictus
Lineage: Eukaryota; Metazoa; Arthropoda; Arachnida; Ixodida; Ixodidae
Source: RefSeq, a predicted model, not a curated record